AUGUCUGAACUAGAUGAAAACUGUCGUCGUCUUCAUCGAAAUUCCAUUAAAAGCACAUUACAUUAUGGUGUACUUUCUAGUUUUAUUUCUAUUGAUCCAAAUGAUGGUAUAUUCUAUUCGAUGGGUAAAGCUACAUCAGAAUUUUAUCGUGCACAUCGUACAUCGAUUUCAAUGUUAGCAGCCUAUUCUCAAUCACUUUUAUACGUGUAUAAAAAUCAUUUAAUAAUUUCAAGUAGUGUUUCUGUUUAG
Molecule: messenger RNA, 249 nt
Organism: Rotaria sp. Silwood2
Lineage: Eukaryota; Metazoa; Rotifera; Eurotatoria; Philodinida; Philodinidae
Source: the annotation of a GenBank genome assembly